AUGGUGGCCUCACUCGCCUUGCUCCGCGUCAAGUUGGAGAAUGUUCACCUGAAGGAAAAGCUGAAGCAGCAGGAUGCCAAGUCCUCGGCCUCCAGCAGUCCCAAGCGGGGGAAGGUGUCUCCAAUGUCACAAGGUGGAAAGGUGUCUGUCGACUUGAAUUCGCCGGACCGCCUGGUGAAGUUUGGCGUUUCGUCACCAAAGGCCGUGCGACUUCGUUGA
Messenger RNA from Symbiodinium sp. CCMP2456, 219 nucleotides. The record is from the annotation of a GenBank genome assembly. Lineage: Eukaryota; Dinophyceae; Suessiales; Symbiodiniaceae.